AUGAAAUAUCCACAACCACCAUAUGGUGUAAUGGUGCAACCAGCAACAUCCAGCACUAAGAAGAUUAUUAUUAUUGUGGCUGUUGUCGUUACUAUUCUAGUCGUAGGUAUCAUUGUCGUAGGUGUUGCACUUGGAGUUGGUCUUGGUGUAGGUUUAAAACAUCACAGUGAUAGUUCAUCUAGCAGCAGUAGUAGUAGUGGUAGUUCUACUUCUAUUCUAUCGGCACCCGUAGUAACAUGUACUUAUGGUGGUUCAGCAACAUGUGGAUGUUCUGCAACGCAACCAUCAUUUUUAUCUGCAAAAAUAAUUAAUGGUUAUACUGCAGUAGCUAAUUCCUGGCCAUGGAUGGUAGCACUCUACAUAAACGAUAAUACUGUAUUUUGUGGUGGUUUUCUUAUCGAUUAUCAACAUGUUCUGACAGCAGCUCAUUGUGUGCUUGGUGUAAAAGGUUCAAUUGUCGCUUAUGCUGGUAUACAAACACUUUCAACAAAAAGUAGUGGACAAUCUCGUACUGUUAGUACAUUUACAACUCAUCCAGAUUAUUCAUCUACUCUCUUUACAAAUGAUUUAGCUGUACUUACACUUGCAUCACCUUUUACUCAAACAACAACAGUUGGUCAAUGUUGUUUAACAUCUGAUACUUCAUUACCAUCUUUCAAUCAGCAUGGUGUUAUUGCUGGAUGGGGAGAACCAUCAUUAACCGCUACAACUGUAUCAGAUAAUUUAAUGCAAGGUGUUAUUGAAGUUUUAGCCGCCUCAGAUUGUGAGGCAUCAUCGUCAAAUGAUAAUAUUCGAUUUUGUGCUGGUUAUAAUGGUACUGACGCAUGUUUUGGAGAUAGUGGAAGUCCAUACAUGAUUAGUAAUAAUAAUCUAUGGACAUGUGCUGGUAUUGUUAGUGCUGGUAGAGGUUGCGGCAUAGCUACUCUUUAUACUAGAGUUUCAUAUUAUUAUUCAUGGAUAUAUUCUAUUGUAAAUGGUUAA
Adineta steineri is the source of this 981-nucleotide messenger RNA. The record is from the annotation of a GenBank genome assembly. Lineage: Eukaryota; Metazoa; Rotifera; Eurotatoria; Adinetida; Adinetidae.